AUGUUCUCCCCCGCCUCCCCCAUCGACCGUCUCGUGUCCCAGUACUACCAACAGCUCGAACUUCCCUCUCUUGCUCUCCCCGACAACGCCACGCUCCUCACCCCCACCACCCAACAUGCCCUCUACAACCGCAUGUUCAACGAGUCCGACCCCGCCCUCUGGCCGCUGCCCCCCGCCCAUUAUCGCAUGCGCGUGCUCAAAUUGAUCAUCGCCCGCCUUGAGCAAUCACUUACCAAUCCGGAGGAGGAUGAAAUCAUCGACGACCUCCUCGAAACAUGGGGUACCUUACUCACACACCCCAAACCCUCCGCCAUCGCACAAGCCCAACAACUCACCUACAUCAAAUACACCGCCCCGCCGCCGCACCAUCACCCAACCACCGAUUCUGCUCCCGCCGACCUGACACAACAACAACAACAACAACAACAACAACAACAACAACAACAACAACAACAACAACAACAACAACAACAACGAACCACCAUCACCUCCGAAUCCCGCGGCCUGAUCCUCUCCGCGGGCACCACGGGAUUCCGCACCUGGGAAGCCGCCCUCCACCUGGGGACCUACCUCGCGACGGACCCGACCGCCGUCCGCGCCGGGAUCGCCGGGAAACGGGUGAUCGAGCUCGGCGCGGGCACGGGAUUCCUGGGCAUGUUCUGCGCGCAGCAUCUCCAGCCCCGGUCUGUGGUCGUGACCGAUCGCGAGAUCGCCCUGAUUGAGCAGAUCCAGGAUUGUGCAGGGCGGAAUGGACUGGUGGGUGACGGCGACGACGCGCCCGGCAAAAGGUUCGCGGCGGGGAUCUGGGAGUGGGGGACUCCGCUGGAUAUUCCUGGGCUGGGUGAGGGUCGUGUUGGUUCCUCGGGAGGGGGAGGGGGAGGAGAGCUACCGGGAGAUGGCGCCGUGGGUGAAGAAGCGAAGAAGGGUCUUAAGUUCGAUGUCGCAUUGGGCGCGGAUCUGAUCUACGAUGUUGACCUUGUUCCCCUCCUUGUCGCGACCAUUCAGGACCUCUUCGCCAACUAUGGUCUACAGCAAUUUAUCAUCUCCGCCACUUUGCGGAACGAGAACACUUUCCGCACGUUUUUGAGAGCUUGUGAAGAUCAAGAGUUCACUGUCGAGCAACUCCCAUUCACAUCACCUCCCGAGGCAGAGCAGAAGGGCUUCUAUCAUUCCACGGCGAUCCCAAUCCAUAUAUAUCGGAUCACAAGACCGACAGCCUAG
Messenger RNA from Aspergillus uvarum CBS 121591, 1221 nucleotides. Its product is annotated as protein-lysine N-methyltransferase. The transcript is spliced from 4 exons. Bases 1 to 1221 code for a protein of 406 amino acids. NCBI's taxonomy places the organism in Eukaryota, Fungi, Ascomycota, Eurotiomycetes, Eurotiales, Aspergillaceae. The record is from RefSeq and is a predicted model, not a curated record.